CUUAAUUCUCCUGUUAAUAUAAACCUAAUACACAAUGGCAAGUAUGGAACAACUACGAGGAAUUCUUCAUGAUAUCGCGAAGAAAGAAAAUUAUAUCUCACACAAAAUUGAUAUUAAACCUAUAACAUCAGAAGGAGCCAACUUUACAGCAGAUUUGUACAUAGGCACUAUUUCAGAACCGUUGAAACCAGAUAUUCAUAUUUUUGCCAAGGCUGCAAAUCUUACUGAAGAUGCAAGGAAAAACAAUGAAUUCUUCUCAAGAAUAUAUAAAAUAGAGGCAUUAUUCUAUUCUGAAAUUGCAGAAAGUUUUGGUAGGAUAUACGACAAAAACCAAGUUGCAAUCGGAGACAGGCUGAACAUACCAACAUAUUACAGUCAUAAUUUACUGCCUUACCAGGAAAUACUUGUGUUGGAAAAUCUUGAGGCAAGUGGUUAUCAAACGUUUGAUAGAAUGAAGACAUUUGAUUGGGAGUAUGCAGCUGUAGCCGUAACUCAGAUGGCAAAAUUCCACGCACUAGGAUUAUCGUAUCGUCAGGAAUUUGGAAAUGAAUCUAGGGAUCUUAUUUUUGACAUGUCCAAAGACCAAGAUGAGAUGAACAAAUUUACGCAACAGGCAGUAAAAAGUUCUUGUGAAUGUUUAAAUGAAGAUUAUAAGCAGCGAUUGAUCAACUUUUUUUCUUCGAAAGAAAGUAUGCCAAAUGGGAUGAUGAAAGAUAAAACAAUGUUGAUUCAUGGAGAUUUUAGGCCAAGUAAUUUAAUGCACAGACGUCAUGACGGCCGUUUGGAAAUAGUUCUCCUAGACUUUCAAUUCAUGAGGAUGGGAAACCCAGCAAUAGACUUGAUAUACUUCAUCUUCUCUGGUUCGGACCAGGAGUUUCGGCGUCUAUACUACCAAAGUCUUCUGAACCACUACUUCACACAGCUGACUGGUGCGCUGCGACACUUGCACAUUGACGUAGAAAAUGUUUAUCCUCGGAAAACUUUUGACGCUAACAUGAUUGAAGCGAGACCUCUGGGACUAAUGUUUGGUCUGACGAUGGCGGGGAUGGUGAUGGUGGCACCAGAAGACGCGCCGAAGCUGACAGGAGAUAUAUCCAGUGUACUCAUCAAACCCAACCAACUGGCACAGGAAAGAAUCAGGGGCAUAGUACAAGAUUACGUACAAUGGGGUAUUUUAUAAGACGUGCCUGUUUCUAAAGUAACGUUUUAAUUUGUUAAAAGAAAAUCAACAGGAAACGGAACUCUAUUCCGUAUGUGUGCAAAUUAUUUUACAAAUCCGUCUCUUCUAACUUACUUGGUGACCUUGCUAAAUCUAGGCUAUCAAAACACCUUCAUCAUACUAUUGUAUACGUCACCAUUCAUGUUAAAGCAGCUUAUUUUAAUCAUAAAUAUGCAAGAAUAAUUUGCUUGAACCAUUAAAACUUCGAAGAUUAUGAACAUUUUAUAAGGGAUAACCAAGGGGGGUGCAACGGCACCACUUUUUUAGCUUCGCUACAUCAGGUUUCUUAGGGAGACCUACUACAGUCAGGAGUCAAACUGCAUCGAUACUCUUCUACAGAUCCUCAUCUAAACGAUACCUAUUUACAGAAAUCUGAAUACGCCGUGACAAGGCGGUGGUACAGAUGUUUUCGAGUACCUCGACUGCUCAGCUAUACCAAAUAGCGACUGUAGAAGUACAAGAGCUUUACCAUCACAUACGACUUUGUAGGCAUGGGGAUUGGUAAUUAAGGCAAUUGUGAGAUACGUCCGUGCCGUAUGGUAAUUUCUCGGCCCAUAUCAAUUUAUUGUCAUCCUAAAACAGCCAAUUUAACCCUUACCACCUACCCUUCUCCCAAUUAGUGGUGCGUCAAUGUGCUUUUAUGUCUCUAUCGCUUUUGAAUGCCAGUAUACUAUAGAUAUACUUAUCUAUAGCCUCUACAGGCAUCAGAUCUGUAUGUACUUACUCCUAGUGGGUAUUUCUCUGUCAUUUAUAAUUACAUAAAAACGUGUGGAGGUACAAAAUUAGCGCUUGUAGCGUGAAGCAAAACAUGUAUAUGUGAUAUUACAUCAACUGCCUUUUACAAAAUACUUUGUAAUUACCUAUAAUUACCUUAAAGCCUAAUGUAAACCUAUUCCUUUUAUGGAAUAAGAAAUGCAAUUAGAUGUAAAUUGAAGUACCUAUUUUUAUAACUUCUCUAAUUGUUUUUCUAAUUAAUUAGCUUUGGAUAAUAAAUCGUGAAAUUUUAAGGACGUAUACAGAAAACGUCGCGGGCGAUGACUAGUAAAUGGUAAAUAUUUUCAUAGCCAGCCAAUUAAAGGGAGAGCGCCUAUUGCGCAACAGAUAGGGGCUGUGUUCGAAGGCACCGUAAUUCUAUUAAACGAUUAAAUAAUUCAAGCAAGUUCAAAGGAGAUGCGCUUUUACAAGCCAAACGAAGCAAAUAACAUAGCGAUUGAAACGGGGGAGAAAAAAUGCAUUCGCUUCUAUGUGGUUGUUAGAGACGGUAAACAUUGGUAAGUUGAGUAUCGAUAAAUGUUAUUUUGCUCGUAGCCCUUCUGAAUAAAUACUUGGAAUAUUAUUUAUUUUGCUUGUACGAAAUAGUAUUAUCCUGAACUAUUAGUGCGACAGAAAGUUAUUCAAGUGGCUCGUUACAAACAUGAUAAAUUAACUUAGUUUGAUGUUUUACCUUGUGUUAGUGUAAUAAAAAAUGUUGUGUUUCACCCGGUGGGAAAAUUUGUAUGCCUUGAAACGCAUACAGUCAAGUCAAUAAACGAAUACAAUACAAUACAAAAGUCAUUUGGCAACUCACAAGAAAAAAACUUUGACAAUUCAGAAAAAAAGUUGUGUGAGUAAACAAUGGGAAAAAUGGUAGAAAAUCGACGAGUAAGGCAGUAGCAUCGAAAUUGCUACUCGUAUGUCUCGUAAAUGUAACUAAAACGAUAUAUUAUGGAAGUAGUUAAACGAUAUUAAUCGCGCACACGUUAAACUUUUAUAAUUAAGCAAAUUUCUCGAUAGCGCGGAUAGCGCAUCACUAAAGCGCUGUGCAAUGGCUUUCAAACGAAGUGGCCAGGCAAUAAGGUGCACAAAUUAGUGCAAUUUAACUUUAGGACGUGUCGGUGGGUCGUAGGCAUUUCGCAAAUUUCGCAAUUCAAAAGGCAUGUUGGCUCGAUUAGGAGGCUUUUCAACGACAUAAUUUACCUAAGUGGGUCUUUUAGCUGGUGCUAAAUUAAUAUAGUUAAGACGAAAUUUACUGACAGUUAUGGAAGUAUAAUUUUAAAAGUCUUCGUAAUAUCAUUUAUGUAGUAGUUUAUGUGGAAUAUAACAAAAUAUGAGUGAGUGUGGGGUUAAAAGGAAUGGUCUUUCCUAGAAUUUAAAUAAUUUACGCUUAAUGCAAGUAGGUAAGGUUGUUUUAUAGAGACUUCUAAUGCGACUUCCAACCAAGCGUUAAACGUUUAACGCUCAGUAUUGCCGCACCAACUCCAAGUCUCACUUCUUCCGCGUGGAAUAAUUCCACUGACUAUUUUUUUUACAUAUUCCACUAUAUUCGACGUCUUAUGCUAUUUUAUAUUUAGAUUUACCUACCGAAAUAUUUAAGUAGUUAAAGAAUUUCUUUCUUAAUUAUAGGUACGAUUUAUAAGAUCUACUAGAAUCCAUUGGCUUAUAAUUGUUGAUUCAAUUGAUAUAGGUUCACUAAUAAGAUAUUAAUCGUUCAAUUACGCCCAUACGUCGCAACAUCAGUUCAUUCAAAUCGUGAUUAUAUCAAGCCUACGGCUUUUGACUAGGUAUUCAAUUGAAAGCCUUUGACCGAAUGGAAUGGGUGAAUGGAAAGGUGGUAUACUGAACGCAUUAACCGUAAUUCUAUUGAUCGAUUAUGCUAUUUAGCGGCAAAUGGUUUUGAAACAGAUUUCAAUAUUUAUUUCUGUUUCAAUUUUCUGUGUUGAUGACACCAUCAAAGUUAUUGUAGCAUAUUUAAGACUAUUUUUAUGUGAUAGGUCUACAAACGAGUAGGAACCCCUUGAUGAGAAGCGGUCAUCGUAGCUCAUUGCCGCGAAACGCAAAGGAAAUAGAAAUAUCUCAGGAAGUAAUUGAAGAAAUUACCGUGAUGCUUAAUGUUGGU
Molecule: messenger RNA, 4094 nt
Organism: Leguminivora glycinivorella
Lineage: Eukaryota; Metazoa; Arthropoda; Insecta; Lepidoptera; Tortricidae
Exons: 3
Coding region: 35-1180 (381 amino acids)
Source: RefSeq, a predicted model, not a curated record